AUGUUCAUACUUGAUGAAUUGAUUGGUCGAGAUAAGAUUCAUGUCCAUGUUGAAGGAAUAAAAGCUAAAUUGCAUGGGUUAUCUGAAAGUAGAAUAUCAUAUGGAAUUGCUAAUAUAGGUGAAACAGGUGGCACAAGUAAGCACUCUAGAAGUCAAGAUGUGAUUCCUAUAUUACCUCAACUGAAUGAUGACAUUGACGAUGAGAAAAAAAAGAUUGUGAAAGAGGUGGCUGACAUAAGCAACACUGAUCGAUCAGUGAUCGCUAUAGUCGGUAUGGGUGGUCUGAGAAAGACCACACUUGCUAAAUCCAUUUAUAAUGAUCAUGAUGUCAAGAGAAGUUUUGCUAAACUUGCAUGGGUAAUCAUAUCUCAAGAAUAUACCAUCCUUGAUAUUUUAAAGAGAAUCUCAUCAGAAGUUUCAGCAACUUCAUCAAGAGAUGAAAUCCAAGAUCUCUCAGUCGCUAUUUCUGAAAAAUUGAAGAAAGGCAAGUAUUUGGUCAUUCUUGAUGAUGUUUGGAAAAAAGAUGUAUGGGAUCAAUUACAAAAGGUUUUUCCAAAUGUUAAUAAUGGAAGUAGAGUUAUCAUCACCACUCACUUCUUAAAUGUUGCUAAGAUUGCAAAUCCUACCAUCCAACCUCAUGAAUUGAGUUUGUUAAACGAAAAGGAGAGCAUGGAAUUGUUUCUUCGCAAGGUCUUCCCAAGACAAGAUACUGAAACAUGUUGCCCGAUAGAUUUGGUUGAUUAUGCUCAUCAGCUUUUUCAGAGGUGUAGUGGCUUACCAUUGGCACUAGUAGUCACUGGAGGACUUAUGUCAACCAAACCAAAAAGUAGAGAUGCAUGGCAGAAAGUCUUUGAAAGCAUGAAAAGGCAAUUUGUGGAAGGGAAUGUGUUGCCAAAGCUCACAAAUCUACUCAAAUUGAAGAUAUAUGAUGUCUCUAAUGAUCAUGCCAGUGCACUAUCUUCAUCACUCCAGAAAUUGGGUCGUCUUAUACAAGGAGAUGUAAUUCCUUUGGACAAUAUCAUUACAGCCUUUUCCAAUCAACAUUGCCUCAAGAAAUUGAAACUCAAUGGAAGGUUGAACUGCAAAGAGCUUCCACGCACCGAUGUAUUUCCUCACCCACUAGUGAAACUAACUCUGAUUAAUUCUAAUUUGGAGCAAGACCCAAUGCCAACACUAGAGAAGUUGCAAUCUCUCAAAUAUCUACAACUUUUCAGGUCAUAUAUAGGUAAAAAGAUGAUAUGUUCGGCAACAGGUUUCCCACAACUAUUGACCCUUGACAUUGAGUAUUUUCUUGAACUUGAGGAGUGGAAGAUAGAGGAGAAGGCAAUGCCAUGUCUCAAGUAUUUAAAUCUCAGUGCUUGUCUGGAGCUGAAGGUGGUUCUUGAAGGACUAAAGAAUGUUCCACUUGAUGAAUUGGUAUUGCAUUUCAUGCCUGAAGACUGGUCCAAGAUUCAAUAUGUGCCCAACUUCUCUUGUCAUUAA
Molecule: messenger RNA, 1482 nt
Organism: Dioscorea cayenensis subsp. rotundata (Guinea yam)
Lineage: Eukaryota; Viridiplantae; Streptophyta; Magnoliopsida; Dioscoreales; Dioscoreaceae
Product: probable disease resistance protein At1g58390
Exons: 2
Coding region: 1-1482 (493 amino acids)
Biological process (GO): defense response to fungus
Molecular function (GO): ADP binding
Source: RefSeq, a predicted model, not a curated record